AUGUCUGCGCUAUUCUUCGCCCACCACAGCCCACAACACCAACAACAACACCACCACCACCAGCAACACCCGGCGCCGCCAACACACCUGCCAGCAGCGACAGCAGCCACCAUGUCUCACCACCAGCAUCACCAGCACCAGCAUCAGCAUCAGCAUCAACAUCAACAUCAGCACCAGCACCAACACCAGCAUCACCACCGUCGUCGACAACGGCUCACCCCGUCCAACGCCGGCGCCACCUCGACCCUCAGCUCGCUCACCACCCCCUCGACAGCUCCCGCUCCAUCCACUGCCUCUGCCUCGUCCUCGAGCUCCCGCCAGUUCCGCGGCGUCAAGUCGAUGCGGGAUCUCGUCGAGGCUCCUGCCAUCACCGCCUUCCGGGCCCGUUUCGAGGCCGGACGCUCCUUUGACCUCGACGACGACCUCGAGUUCUGCCCCAACUUGCUGACCGAGGACGACCUGCAGUCCAUCCACUCCCUGGCUGCCUCGGACCGUAGCUCGCUGGGCAGUGCCUCGCCGGACUCGUCUCCCUCGCAGCACCAGAUUCACCCCAUGCAGCAACACCACAUCAACGGCAUGGGCGGGCACAUGGCCAUGUCGGGCAUGAUGGGCAAGAUCCAUCAGCCCGCCGCCGUCAGGACACGGAAUGCCAUCCCCAUUGUCAACCCGAGCACCGGCAUGCGAGUCUCCAGUCCUACCAGACGGGAGUGGUAG
This is a messenger RNA of Trichophyton verrucosum HKI 0517, 714 nucleotides long. RefSeq lists its product as uncharacterized. The coding region runs from base 1 to 714 and encodes 237 amino acids. Lineage: Eukaryota; Fungi; Ascomycota; Eurotiomycetes; Onygenales; Arthrodermataceae. The transcript has a single exon. The record is from RefSeq and is a predicted model, not a curated record.